AUGUUUGUAGUAAUAGACAACAGAUCAAACUACAAAAUAUUAGAAGAUAGUGAAGUUUUUCACCAAAGCUCCAAUACCCUGGCUCAUUCACCUAAGCAUGAAGUUCUUGCUUUAUUAGUUCCUAAUGAUUAUACUGAAUGGAGUUAUCGUUUUGCAGAAACUUUAGACUAUUUCGGUUUAUGGCGCAGGGGUAAAGACGUCGUUAAAUUAGGGAAAAACACGCUUAUGAAAUAUGAGGACCUAAAUAGUUUAGCAAUACAUAGAAGGCAGUUAGCUAUCCCGCGCUUAGAUAGUAGCGCAAAUCAUGUUUUAGUAAUGUAUGGUGGCAUUCAUGAACCGGUUGUACUUUAUAUUUGUAGAGAAGGAAAGUAUUAUCCAAAAUCAUUUGAUAAAGCAAUAAAACAAAAUAAUAAAUCGGAUUACGUUAAAGGAACUGAUAUAUGUGGCAAGUUUGAUACGAACCAACCAAGUGGAAAAUAUAAAAUAGAAGGGAUACGAGGAAAGUUUGAUAAAGAAAACGGUUAUAGUGAACUAUAG
This is a messenger RNA of Racocetra persica, 537 nucleotides long. NCBI's taxonomy places the organism in Eukaryota, Fungi, Glomeromycota, Glomeromycetes, Diversisporales, Gigasporaceae. The record is from the annotation of a GenBank genome assembly.